CUCCAGAACCGGGGCGCUCUCCCUCCUCCUAUGCCUUUCGAGGACUCGAGGGGGCCGGGGGGCCGGGAGCUGCGCACUCCGCGUCCUCCGCGCGCGGCCUGAGGCUCUGGGCCGCCCUCCGAGGGCUCCUGGACUGCGGUUCCCAGGGGACCCCGGGUGGCCGGCGGGGACUCCGCGCCAGCAAAGCCUGGGCGAGUUUCUGUGAGGUAGGCCGGGGCUCGGAGCCCUGAUUAAGACGGACCCUUUUCUCGGCAUAGUAUUGGACCGUGUAAAUUUCUCCCUGCCCUGGGAAACUGAGUCAGGAGGCGUGGGGAACGACUAAGGAGCUCUUCCCCUGCACCCACGGUGAAUGGGGGUGUGGACUCCUGUGCAUUUCGCCGCCCAGGGCACCCUCGAUCUUCUGGUCCUCGCUCUUGCCGUCUGUGAAAUGGAUCGCGCCUGACUCCAAAUGGCAAUGUGCCUGGCUGCGCCCCGGCCCUCCAGGACUACAAAUCCCAAGAUGCUCCAGGCGACCGCGGCUCUCCCUCCCCUGCGGGACACGCCUCCCUCCAGCCCGAGUCACGUCGUCUAACCUGUUCCCCUGCGACUGCCCCGCCCCGUCCUCCGCUCCCCGCCGCCGGAGCCGGAGCCCGAGGAAAAGCCCCCUGGUGCCAGGAUCUGCCCCGGACGCAAUGGCUUAGGACUUCUAGGUAGCUAAUGGACAUGGACAGAGUUUUGAAGGAAUUGGCAUUCUGGAGCCUUAAUGGCUGGCAGGCACCCUGCUCCGGCCGGCACCAUGGACAGCGAAGCAUUCCAGAAUGCUCGGGAUCUCCUGGAUCUGAAUUUCCAGUCGCUGGCCAUGAAGCACAUGGACCUGAAACAGAUGGAGUUGGACACCGCGGCCGCCAAAGUGGACGAACUGACCAAGCAGCUAGAGUCCCUGUGGUCAGACUCGCCAGCGCCUCCUGGCCCACAGGCUGGAGUCCCCCCUAGGAUGUCCCGGUACAGCGCCAGCCCUGUCCCAGAGCAUUUUGGCAGCAGAGGGUCCCCACAGAAGACAUCCAGCGAUGGCACCGAGGCCCGUUUUGGACGCUCGGAGAGUGCCCCGUCCCUGCACCCCUACAGCCCUCUAUCCCCCAAAGGCCGGCCGUCCUCCCCGCGUACCCCCAUCUACCUGCAGCCGGAUGCCUACAGUAGCCUGGAGCGCGCGCCGUCGCCCAGACCCCGAGCCUUUGACGGGGCAGGCAGUCCCCAUGGCCGGGCACCGUCCCCACGGCCGGGGACUGGCUCGAUGCGCCAGCCGGGACCCCCAACGCCCUUCGACUACCUGGGCCGUGCGGGGUCCCCCCGGGGCAGCCCUCUAGCCGAGGGACCCCAAGCCUUCUUCCCGGAGCGCGGACCUUCUCCCCGGCCUCCCGCGGCAGCGUAUGACGCACCGGCCGCAUUCGGGAGCCCCCUGCUGGGCGCGGGUGGCAGUGCCUUCGCCCCGCCGCUUCGCGCACAAGACGACCUGACGCUGCGCCGGAGGCCCCCGAAAGCCUGGAACGAGUCUGACUUGGAUGUAGCUUAUGAGAAAAAGUCUUCACAGACAGCGAGCUAUGAGCGGCUGGAUGUCUUCACACGGCCUGCCUCGCCGGGCCUGCAGCUUUUGCCCUGGAGAGAGAGCAGCCUGGAUGGGCUGGGGGGCGGUGGCAAGGACAACAUCACCAGUGCCACAUUGCCACGCAAUUACAAGGUGUCCCCUCUGGCCACCGAGCGGCGUUCCGACGUAGGCAGCUACCGCCGCUCUGUGGGCUCGGCGGGGCCCUCAGGCACUCUGCCCCGCAGCUGGCAGCCCGUCAGCCGCAUCCCCAUGCCCCCCUCCAGCCCCCAGCCCCGCAACGCCCUGCGCCAGCGCCCCUUACCCCUCAGCAUGAUCUUCAAGCUCCAGAACGCUUUCUGGGAACAUGGAGCCAGCAGGGCUGUGCUGCCGGGGUCCCCCAUCUUCUCCCGAGCACCCCCACCUAAGCUGCCUCCCCAGCAGCCACCCCAGCCAGCCCCACAGCCCCAACCUCAGAUGCCCCCCCAGCCCCAGGCUCAGCCCCAGACUCCGGCACCUCAACAGACUUGGCCUCCCAUCAGUGAAGGCCUCCUCAGAUGCCCUGCUGAGCUGGAGCCCGAGCCGGAGCUGGAGGGGCUGCUGGCUCCCGUGCUGGAGGCUGGGGACACAGACGACGGUGCCGUCCCGCGGCCUCUUAGCCCCACCAGGCUGCAGCCGGCGCUGCCACCCGAAGCCCAGACCGUGCCUGAGCUGGAGGAGGUGGCCCGGGUACUGGCCGAGAUUCCCCGGCCCCUCAAACGCAGAGGCUCCAUGGAGCAGAGCCCUGCCGCCGCCCUGCCCCCCACCCACAAGAAGCAGUACCAACUGAUCAUCAAUAGACUCUUCCAUCGGCAUGGCGGCCCCGGGCCGGGAGGGCCCGAGCCAGAGCUGUCCACAAUCACAGAGGGAUCGGACGCCCGAGCGGGGCCCCCUGCUCCCGCCCCACCGGCUCCCAUCCCGCCCCCAGCCCCUCCCCAGAGCAGUGUUCCAGAGCAGCCCCAGAGCGUGGAAAUGCGUUCGGUACUGCGCAAAGUGGGGUCCCCGCGCAAGGCCCGGCGAGCGCGCCUCAACCCGCUGGUGCUGCUGUUGGACGCAGCGCUGACGGGCGAGCUGGACGUGGUACAGCAGGCGGUGAAGGAGAUGAAUGACCCAAGCCAGCCCAAUGAGGAGGGCAUCACCGCCCUGCACAACGCCAUCUGUGGUGCCAACUACCCCAUCGUGGACUUCCUCAUCGCCGCGGGCGCCAACGUCAACUCCCCUGACAGCCACGGCUGGACACCGUUGCAUUGCGCGGCUUCAUGCAACGACACUGCCAUCUGCACCGCGCUGGUCCAGCACGGUGCGGCCAUCUUUGCCACCACGCUCAGUGAUGGGGCCACCGCCAUUGAAAAGUGCGACCCUUACCGGGAGGGCUACACAGACUGCGCCACCUAUCUGGCAGAUGUUGAGCAAAGCAUGGGUCUGAUGCACGGCGGGCUCGUGUACGCACUCUGGGACUACAGUGCGGAGUUCGGGGAUGAGCUGUCCUUCCGGGAGGGCGACUCAGUCACUGUGCUCCGGAGGGACGGGCCGGAAGAGACCGACUGGUGGUGGGCCUCACUACACGGCCAGGAGGGCUAUGUGCCACGCAACUACUUUGGGCUCUUCCCCAGAGUGAAGUCUCAGAGGAGCAAAAUCUAGCAGGAAUGAAGGAUGAUGUCGAGGACAAACGUGCAAGCCAGCCUGCCUUCCACCCGGACCUCCCCAGUCCAGCUACUGCCGAGUUUCCCUGCGCCCUCAUCUCCAGAGGGGUGCGGCCUGCGCCAGAAGUUCCUCCAGAGGCUCAAGGAAGGGCAGCUCCAGACUUGAGAUUAGGAAGCCGCCUUAGGCAUCGGGUGAAGUGGGCCUGAGGACCUUUGUGGGCAGGAGACCUCCCCCACCGCACGCAGACACACACACAUACACAGACACACAGACAGACACACACACACACACACACACACACACACACACACACAGACUUGCCAAAUCAGACCUAGUUCAAAGAGCCUGCUAACUGCCCGCCAGCCGCUGCACUGUCUCAGCUGGCCUGGGAGGGUGGACGCACCCUUCAUUCCUCCCUGAGUCCUUCUGCCCCCAUUCCUCCCAGCAGCCCCCAUUCCUCCCAGCAGCCCCCAUUCCUCCCAGCAGCCCCCAUUCCUCCCAGCAGCCCUCAUUCCUCCCAGCAGCCCCCAUUCCUCCCAGCAGCCUUGGGUGGGGUGCAUGGCUCCUCAGCAGGAUGUCUGCCCCCCCUCCCCAACCAAGUGCCUUCACACCCGUGUGGCUUAAUGUUUGCCACGACAUGGGGAACUGUUUCCUUUAUAAAUAAAGGUAGUUUGCACAGAA
Messenger RNA from Mesocricetus auratus (golden hamster), 3922 nucleotides. It is a transcript of the gene Ppp1r13l, whose product is annotated as protein phosphatase 1 regulatory subunit 13 like. The record is from RefSeq and is a predicted model, not a curated record. The transcript has 15 exons. The coding region runs from base 743 to 3238 and encodes 831 amino acids. Gene Ontology annotation, molecular function: transcription factor binding. Gene Ontology annotation, biological process: positive regulation of cell differentiation; regulation of transcription by RNA polymerase II. NCBI's taxonomy places the organism in Eukaryota, Metazoa, Chordata, Mammalia, Rodentia, Cricetidae.